This is a messenger RNA of Austrofundulus limnaeus, 2342 nucleotides long. RefSeq names its product protein quaking-B. The record is from RefSeq and is a predicted model, not a curated record. Lineage: Eukaryota; Metazoa; Chordata; Actinopteri; Cyprinodontiformes; Rivulidae. Gene Ontology annotation, cellular component: nucleus. Gene Ontology annotation, molecular function: mRNA binding. Gene Ontology annotation, biological process: regulation of mRNA splicing, via spliceosome.
GCUGAGGGGGAGGACAACCUGAAGAAAAUGCAGCUGAUGGAGCUUGCCAUUCUCAAUGGGACCUACAGAGAUGCCAAUGUCAAGACACCCACCGCUGCCUUCCCUCUAGCGACGCCUCAAGUGCCCCGGAUCAUCACUGGCCCGACACCCGUCCUGCCCCCCACCCUGCGAAACCCCGCCCCCGUCACCACGCCCACAAUCAUGCCUCUGAUCCGUCAGAUCCAGAGCUCCGCCCUCGUGCCGGGAGCUAACCCGCAUCCGGCGCUGGUGCAGCAAGGCCCCGAAUCUGGAAUCAUCUACACGCCUUACGAGUAUCCCUACACGCUUACUCCCUCCAUAUUGGAAUACCCGAUCGACUCAACUGGAGUAUUAGGUAUGGCAUUCCCAACCAAAGGCUAAGUGAUAGCAACCCUUCCUAGCACACACGGACUGGCUUUCAGAUAUCUCCCUCCCCUGCUGUUUACUCCCACUCACACACACGCACGCACGCACGCACGCACGCACGCACGCACGCACGCACGCACGCACACACACACAUUUGUCCCUCAGAGCAAACACCCCAUUCGCUCAUACUUUAGGAUGACAGAUUACUCGACAGUAGUCAAGUGUCCAUUCCUGUUAAUUUCCUCUUUGUAUUAGCAGACUAGCAUUGUGGUGUGAAAACUACUUAACUUUUUUUAUUUUUAAUAAUUCAGCUUCCGCUUGUAAUUGUUAACACAUGUUAGUGAACCCGUAGAUGUUUUAGAGCUGCUAUUUAACACAUGAUAAAUGCUUAUUUUGAUCACAGAGCUAAAAAAGAAAAAGUGAUUUUUGCUUACAGCUGAUGUUGAAUCUACUAGUGAAGCUUAGUUGGAAAUUAGCAGUUUGGAUUAAUAUUUUCUCUAGAGAGAGAGCGAGAGAGAGAGAAAAAGACCACAAAACAACAACAACAACAAAAAGAUCAGUCUCUUAGAUACAAGAUGUUUUAUUUUUUAUCACCCUCAGCCUUGAACACUUGGUAAAUUCCUGGUUUCACUCAUGUUGGUGCCAUGGGUCGAUUGUUUGAUGUCUUUCUGACGAGUAACCUUCUGUGUUUUGUUUUGGAAAUAUCAAUGGAUGUUAGCAGGUGCCAUGACCACUAAGGUACGACGCCACGACAAGCGAAUCCAUCCUUACCAAAGGGUAGUGACCACAGACAGAGGUUAGUUAGCUCACCAGCCACUUUAUUUGUAUAUGUGUGUGUUAGUGUGUGUGCAUGCGGACCAAUGGACCAGUUUCAGUUUACUGUAAAACGGCAUGCCUAAAAUAAAUAAAUAAAUAGAAAUAACUGUGUCAGGCGAAAAGGGUGGCAGGCUGGAGCAGCUUCGUUGUGAAAUGUGAAAGAGAGGAGGGAAGUGAGUGAGGGAAUUGGGGGGGAGGGACCGCGUCAGACAGCUGCAGCGGUUGUCUCUGUUCGCCUGUUAACUUUAAAGUGGACGCCUCGCGGGGUCGGGACCCUCCGAGUUAGAAUGGAUCGCUCCGUUCAUGUGACUCGGUCCUUGUGACUCCUGAGCCGUCCCCUUGGAAACUUUGUUUUCCCUCCUCAGUACUUACUUCUGAUCACUGUGGGACGUUUUAUUUAUGCUCAACUUCAUUCCACUAGAUUUCCACUGAUUAUUUUAUAUACUGUAUAUGUAAUGAAUUAAAUCCUGUGUGACGCCCACUUCUUACAUGACAGUUAAAAGUAAGAUCGUCUAAAGAUCAUCCAAUUGAUUGUGGUCUUUAAGUUUUACUACUAAAACACAGCGUGUGGUAACUACUGAAGUCUGUGUUACAAGCUCUUUUGUAUGAAAUAUUGUUGUUUGUGGUCUUAUCAGUCGCCCACUGGACUUUAUCAUUGGGACUGUUUACAUCUUUCAUUUAUUUCCUAGCCAGAGUGGUGCUGUUACCAUGUAUUUAGCUGCAAAAUAAAUUUGUAUAUAGAGAUUUUAAGGAUUUAAGUUCUUAUAUGAAGCUUAUGGAAUAAGAUCGCUUGAAAAUACUUAUAGUUAGUUUUUUUUUUAGUUUGUAAAUUUUUAUCUUUGUUUUAUGAUAUGCUUUUUAUAGAUGAAGUGUCUCUAUGUUUAUUCAAAGUGUGUAGCUACUACUGUUUUAGCCACUGCCAAGGUGGCAAUGAAGGCAGUGUUUUGCUCUGUGUAUUUAAGGUGAGAUAACCUUCUCGGUAUACAGGCAUUGAGACUGUUAUAUGCAAUAGAAAUGGAAAAAUGGACUAGCUAGCUACAAAAAAUGUGUGUGUGAGCAGUGGUGCUCUCUUUGUACACAAUGGACAAAAAAAACACUAAAAGGCAAUAAAGAUGAGUGUUGAAACAAAUCUCUAAAGCGAA